CAUCCUCCCCGUAACCAAGCAUGUUUGCUGACGAAGCUCUGGACUCAGUGAGUGUCCGGUCACUGUGGCGGAACUCCCAUCAGUCUGAGCAGGAGUCGAGAGGCUGCCAGACCAGAGCGGUGCUCAGUGCUGAGGCAGAGAUCCAGACUACAUCCACUGCCGUCAGCUGUACCCAGACGGAGCCACAGGACCAAGUAACGGAGCAGCUCUUCCAACAAAACCAUGACGAGCCAGAGCCUCCAGGCCUGAAGGACUUCCUGCAGCGGGUUGAGGACACGGUCAUCAGAGAAUUGGUCAAAAAUGCCAGGAGUCAUGCCUUUGAUGGGUUCCAGGCCAACUGGGUUGAUCACAGUCAGCUGGUUUCAUGCCUCCAUUGCCUUCAACAUCCCAUCGCUCAAGAGAGAGGUCUUCAUGUAACAAGCGUGUCCUGGAAUUGUACGGGUUCAGUUAUUGCCUGUGCAUAUGGCCGGAUCGACGAUGGAUGCUGGAGCACCGAGAGGUCGUACGUUUGCACGUGGAAUCUGGAUCGCCGAGCCCUCAGCCCCAAACAAGCAGACCUGGUCAUAGAUGUUCCCACUGCAGUCACCGCUCUGUGCUGUCAUCCCAACCAGCCGGCCCUCAUCGCAGGGGGUUUGUACAGUGGAGAGGUGGUGGUCUGGGACACCAGUCAGACUCAGGAUCCUGUGCUGGCCCUAACUGGGAUGUCAGCAGACAGCCACAGGGAGCCUGUUUAUCAGGUUGCAUGGGUACCUCUGCAGAAGAAAGGGGAGUUUGGGGUGCUGAGUGCCAGUUCAGGAGGACGGGUGCUGCUGUGGAUGGUGGACUCCGACCAGGGCGGGUUUGUCCUGAAUGCCGCCUACGCCUUAGUACGACAGCAGGUUCCUCACAGCAGCAGCGACACCUUCAAGGCCCGAGGCAGCAGCACCGUGGGUGUCACCUCCCUGGCCCUGUCUCCCUGGGACCCUGACACCUUCCUGGUGGGCUCUGAGGGCGGCCUGCUGCUCAGAUGCUCCUUAUCCUCCAAGACCCUGGCGGCCACAGCCUCCGAGGGCCAGAGCGUGACGCUGAGAGCUCCAGCAGUCUUCUCAUUCAGGCCUCGCAGCGGCCCCAUCCACUCCAUCCACUGCUCCCCUUUCCACAGGAACCUGUUUGUGAGCGCAGGGACUGACGGUCUGGCCCACGUCCACUCUAUGCUGCAGGCGGACCCUCUUCUCUCUCUCAGGGUUUCAGAGUCCUACGUGUUUCAGGUGCAGUGGUCUCCAACCAGACCACUGGUGUUUGCUGCAGCCACAGGACAAGGUGAGGUGCAGAUAUUUGACCUGGGCCGCAGGUCUCUGAGACCAGCAGCCACCAUCCAGCAGGGAGCAGCAGGCCAAGCUGCGACUUGUUUGUCCUUCAACCGUCAGAACCCCCACCUCUUGGCCGUGGGGAGCGCAGACGGGAAAAUCGGUGUUUGGCAGCUGAGCACGGAUUUGACGGAGCAGAGACCCAGAGAGAGCAGCCAGCUGGAGCAGAUAGCCAAUCAGAUGGCAGAAUGAGACACGUUCUACCUGGGACAGAUUGCUGCGACGAUGUCAACUGUGAACACAAAUCUCAAAGACUGAAAAGAACUAAAGCGUGGAAGUGAAAUAAAAACGAGUGAGUGGAGGUUUCCAG
This is a messenger RNA of Toxotes jaculatrix (banded archerfish), 1656 nucleotides long. It is a transcript of the gene dync2i2, whose product is annotated as dynein 2 intermediate chain 2. Lineage: Eukaryota; Metazoa; Chordata; Actinopteri; Toxotidae. The transcript is spliced from 10 exons. The coding region runs from base 21 to 1538 and encodes 505 amino acids. The record is from RefSeq and is a predicted model, not a curated record. Gene Ontology annotation, cellular component: ciliary plasm; cytoplasmic dynein complex. Gene Ontology annotation, molecular function: dynein light chain binding; dynein heavy chain binding. Gene Ontology annotation, biological process: intraciliary transport.